AUGCCCCAAAAAGAUCAAUCAGCAAACUCUUCAAAAUCACCUCAAUCAACAACCUCUUCAUCAUCUUCCUCCCAAUCAUUACCACCUCUCAAAUCCUCUCGAUCAAAAUCCUAUCUCGUCAAAGUCCAUUUCGGAGAACCUCUCGAUUCCGAUACUCUUCCCGAAUUCAUCAUUCAAGCCAUGGACUUUUUAUUAAAACAUGCCAAAGAUAUUGAAGGACUGUUUCGAAUAUCUGGUCAUGCCGGAGAUGUUUCAAAAUUAAAAUCAAAAUUAAAUGCAGGAGAAGCUAUUGAAUUGAGUGAAAUUGAAAAUAUUCAUAAUGUGGCAUCACUUGUCAAGAUGUAUUUUAGGGAAUUACCAAAUCCAUUGAUUAGUUUUGAAUGUUAUGAUAUGUUUAUGAUUGCAGAUUCAAUUCCAGAUGACUGUUCAAGAUUGGAAUGUUUGAAAAAGUUAUUGGUAUACUUGCCACCAACGAAUCAAAUAAUAUUACAACAAUUAUGCUUAUUUUUAAGUGAACUAGCGAAAAACAGUGAAAAGAAUCGAAUGAAUAUUGAAAAUUUGGCAAUUGUUUUUUCACCAAAUAUUUUGAGGGCACCAGAUAGUAAGCAAGAUGAUCCCCUCCUUGUGUCACAUCCAUUUCUGGAGUGUCAAGAGCCAUUAUCACAGAAAGAAAUUGUACAGAGCUAUAAGUCAGCACAAAAUAUUGUCAAAUCACUCAUCGAACAUGUCGAUUACUUUUUCAGUAGCAACUUGAUGAAUUUUCAAGACUUUAUAGAACAACAAUUAUCCAACGAACGAAAACAAGGAUCUUCUUCCAACACCACUCUCACUUCACCCAUUCAAAUGCAAAUUUCAGAACAAAUAUUUGGAACGAGUCCACACGAAGUGACUUCGAGUGUGAAACGAUUAAGCGAAAAAAUUACCCAACAAAUUCAAGAUUUCAACAACAAUUGCGAGAAUACAAAUUCAUUCAAAUAG
Messenger RNA from Naegleria lovaniensis, 978 nucleotides. RefSeq lists its product as uncharacterized. The record is from RefSeq and is a predicted model, not a curated record. Lineage: Eukaryota; Heterolobosea; Eutetramitea; Acrasida; Naegleriidae. The coding region runs from base 1 to 978 and encodes 325 amino acids. Gene Ontology annotation, biological process: signal transduction; regulation of GTPase activity. The transcript is spliced from 3 exons. Gene Ontology annotation, cellular component: cytoplasm.